Messenger RNA from Onychomys torridus (southern grasshopper mouse), 5480 nucleotides. RefSeq names its product LIM domain 7 (gene Lmo7). The record is from RefSeq and is a predicted model, not a curated record. NCBI's taxonomy places the organism in Eukaryota, Metazoa, Chordata, Mammalia, Rodentia, Cricetidae. The transcript has 27 exons. Gene Ontology annotation, biological process: regulation of cell adhesion; regulation of signaling. Bases 490 to 4818 code for a protein of 1442 amino acids. Gene Ontology annotation, molecular function: protein binding.
GAUAAUAUAAACGUUUUUUUGAAAGCUUGUGAACAGAUUGGAUUGAAAGAAGCCCAGCUUUUUCAUCCCGGGGACCUACAGGAUUUAUCAAAUCGAGUCACUGUCAAGCAAGAAGAGACUGACAGGAGACUGAAAAAUGUUUUGAUAACUUUGUACUGGCUGGGAAGAAAAGCACAAAACAGCCCCUACUAUAAUGGUCCCCAUCUCAAUCUGAAAGCUUUUGAGACUUUAUUAGGACAAGCUUUAACUAAGGCACUUGAAGAUUCUAGCUGUCUGAAAAGAAGUGGCCGAGACAGCGGCUACGGUGAUCUCUGGUGUCCUGACAGAGGAGAAUUUCUUGGCCCUCCAGGUAGCCAUAGGAGGGAAGAUUCCUUUGAAAGCUUGGACUCCUUGGGGUCUAGAUCACUGACCAGCUGCUCCUCCGAUCUCACGCUCAGAGGUGGGAAGGAAGGUUUUGAAAGUGACACAGAUUGGGAAUUCACAUUCAAAAUGCAGGACUAUAACAAAGAUGAUAUGUCCUAUCGAAGGAUUUCGGCGAUUGAACCAAAGUCUGCUCUACCAUUCAACCGCUUCUUGCCUAACAAAAGUAAACAGCCAUCCUAUGUGCCAGCACCUCUGAGGAAGAAAAGACCAGACAAAAAUGAGGAUAACAGAAGAAGCUGGGCCAGCCCGGUCUACACAGAAACAGAUGGAACAUUUUCACGUAACCAGAGGAGGACUUGGGGUCCCAAGAUGGAGCGCUGGCACACAAUCCAAGAAACUUCAACCUCCUCUUGUUAUCUGGAAGAGGAGGAUGAAAAGAUAACGCGCAUCCCCAACCUUGUGAAGGAUGAUCUCUAUGUGCGAAAGCUCAGUCCUGUCAUGCCAAGUUCAGGGGGCUCUUUUGAUCAGUUUCUUCCCAAAUGCUGGACCCCAGAAGAUAUGAACUGGAAAAAAAUAAAGAGAGAGACUUAUAAGCCAUGGUAUAAGGAAUUCCAGGGAUUCAGUCCAUUUUUAUUGCUUCAGGCUCUUCAAACAUACUCUGAUGACAUCUUGUCUUCAGAAACAAGCGUCAAAAUCGAUCCCACCUCUGGCCCAAGGCUCAUAACUCGCAGAAAAAAUCCCUCUCACACACCAGGCUAUCGAGCAGAUGACCUUGAGCUGCCAGCUCUGGAUCCUGACUUAGAAAAUGAUGAUUUCUUUGUCAGAAAAACUGGGGCUUUCCAUGCAAAUCCAUGUGUUCUUCGAGCCUUCCAAGACCUUCAAAGGUUCUCUGAGCCAGACGAUGCUGUUGAGCGAGAUAUCAUUUUGCAGUGUCGGGAAGGUGAACUUGUACUUCCAGAUUUAGAAAAAGAUGAUAUGAUUGUUCGUCGGAUCCCAGCACAGAAGAAAGAAGUGCCCCUGUCUGGGGCCCCUGAUAGAUAUCAGCCAGUCCCUUUCCCUGAACCCUGGACCCUACCUCCAGAAAUUCAAGCGAAAUUUCUUUGUGUGCUCGAAAGGACAUGCCCACCCAAAGAAAAGAGCAGUGGCUGUAGAGUCCUAGUUCCUUCCUAUCGGCAGAAGAGAGACGACAUGUUGGCUCGCAAGAUCCAGUCUUGGAAGCUGGGGACCGCUGUGCCUCCCAUCAGCUUCAAGCCUGGCCCCUGCAGCGAGGCCGAUCUGCAGAAGUGGGAGGCCAUCCGGGAGGCCAGCAGACUUAGGCACAGGAAGCGGCUGAUGGUUGAGAGACUCUUUCAAAAGAUUUAUGGUGAGAAUGGGAGCAAGUCCAUGAGUGAUGUCAGUGCAGAGGAUGUUCAGAACCUGCGUCAGCUGCGGUACGAGGAGAUGCAGAAAAUAAAAUCCCAACUGAAAGAACAAGAUCAGAAAUGGCAGGAUGACCUUGCAAAAUGGAAAAGUCGUCGGAAGAGUUACACUUCGGAUCUGCAGAAGAAAAAGGAGGAGAGAGAAGAGAUUGAAAAGCAGGCACUUGAGAAGUCUGACCGAAGCUCCAAGACGUUUAGGGAAAUGCUGCAGGACAGGGAGUCUCGAAAUCAGAAUUCUAUAAGGAGUAUGUAUUCCUCUGAUGACGCCCUGGAUGAUGAAGUGCUCGUUCCUACAGUGAUGCUCUCAGAAACCAGCUACCAGACUGAGAGACUGGAAGUCAAGGCAACACCUUAUCCUGCCGAGACGCCCAAAGAAGAUUCCACAACUUUUGAAAAUAGACCGGACAGUGCAGCUGCUGAGAUUCAGCUUCCUUCUCAUAUUCCUGAAGAGCAGCAGCCGGCCGCUUUGUCUGCGGGAGCACCGCACCAGGCGUCCUUGUCUUCUGCAGAACCGCACCAGGUCUCCUUAUCUUCGGUAGCACAGCGUCCAGUCUCGCUCUCUUUACAGCAGUCGCCGAGUACAAGAGUCGAGUCGACUCGGGUUUCAGCUUCUCUCCCUAGAAGUUACCAGAAAGCCGAUACAGCCAGGUUAACAUCUGUGGUCACAGCGAGACCUUUUGGCACGCAGUCAAGGGGAAUCUCAUCACUGCCCAGAUCCUACACGAUGGAUGCUGGCUGGAAGUACAAUGGAGAUGUUGAAGUUGUCAAGGGACCUCAACAGAAUUUGGUCAAAGCCAGUGCCCCAAAGCUUGACUCCACCCCGUUUGUUUGGGGCUCAUCCAGUGAAAGGGAAGCAGCGAUAGGAGAAGAUGUGGCAAGCAUGUCCUCCCCCACGCCCACUUCUUCAUCACCAUCCCAAGACCAGGCAGCUACUUCAAAAGCCACACUAUCUUCAACAUCUGGCCUGGGUUCAGCGUCUGACUCCGUGGAAGGGAGAAGCUCGCCACAGAGGGAGGAGGUUUCAAGGUCCCAGGAUCAGUUCAGCGACAUGAGAAUCAGCAUAAACCAGACGCCUGGGAACAAACCUGUCUUUGGCUUUACAAUACAAUGGGAUUUUUCUGGGAUCUUCGUAGCAUCAGUUGAAAAAGGUAGCCCAGCAGAAUUUUCUCAGCUGCAGGUAGAUGAUGAAAUUCUUGCCAUCAACAACACCAAGUUUUCAUAUAAGGAUACAAAAAAGUGGGAGGAAACCAUGGCAAAUGCCCAAGAAACUGGAAACUUAGUGAUGGAUGUCAGGCGCUAUGGAAAGUCUGGUUCAUCUGAAACCAAGUGGACUGAUACGACUUCAGGGAUUUACAACACGGACAAGUCUUCAAGUCUGUCGGUAACAACUGAUUUCUCUGAAAGCCUUCAGAGUCCUUAUACUGAAUCCAAAGAAAUGAAUGGAAUUCAUGAGGAAAGCAACACCUUUGAUUCAAAAGCAUCAGAAUCCAUUUCUUUGAGAAAUUUAAAAAGGCGGUCACAAUUUUUUGAACAAGGGAGCUCCGAUUCUGUGGUUCCUGAUCUUCCAGUUCCAACCCUCAAUGCUCCGAGUCGCUGGGCAUGGGAUCAAGAGGAGGAGAGGAAAAGGCAGGAGAGAUGGCAGAAAGAGCAGGACCGCCUCCUUCAGGAAAAAUACCAGCGUGAGCAAGAGAAGCUGAGGGAAGAGUGGCAGAGGGCUCAGCAGGAGGCGGAGAGAGAGAAUUCCAAGUACUUGGAUGAGGAGCUGAUGGUUCUAAACUCGAACAGCAUUUCUCUGAGCACGCGGGAGCCUGUGGCUUCUACCUGGCAACCCACUUGGAGUGAAGGGUCCAAAUCUUCAGACAGGGAAGGAACCCGAGCAGGAGAGGAAGAGAGGGGACCACUGGAAGAGGAUGCUGUUUGUGAGGACCAAAGUCAGAAGCUGCAGGAACAGCUCAUGCUUGAGCAGGAGAAGAAAAGGAAGGAACAAGAAGCUCAGGAAGAAGAGCUUCGGAAACAGCAGGAGGCUGAGGCCCAGGCCCAGGCCCAGGCUGAGGCAGAAGCCAAGGCCCUUGCAGAGGCCCAGGCCCAGGCCGAAGCCCAAGCCAAGGCCCGUGCAGAGGCGGAGGCCCAAGCAGAAAGACGAGCUGAAACACAGAAGCACCAGGCAGAGAGGGAGCGAGAAACUUCGGUGAAGAUCUACCAGUACCGGAGGCCUAUUGAUUCCUAUGAUAUACCCAAGAGAGACGAGGACUCUUCAGGGCUACUUCCCAGUGACAGGAGUAAAUCAAGAUCCACUACGGAACUGAACAAUGCCCCCAUAGAGAAGAAUGGAAGCAGCAAAUAUUCAGACCGAAUUGGGACUACCAGCUUUUCACAAAGGAGCUCCAAGAAGGAUCAGCCCCCGUCAGAAGCAGAGUUGGAGAGACAGCAAAUCCUUCAGGAAAUGAGGAAGAGGACCUCUCUCCAUAAUGACAACAGCUGGAUCCGGCAGCGCAGUGCCAGCGUAAACAAAGAGCCCAUCUGCCUGCCUGGGAUCAUGAGAAGAGGGGAGUCUCUGGACAAUCUGGACUCCCAGCGGCCCAGUUCUUGGAGGCAGUCUCCAUGGCACAACCAGCCUGCAGGAGUCUAUGCCUCCUCUUCUGUCCAAGACUUCAGUCGCCCACCUCCACAGCUGUUGUCCACAUCAAACCGUGCCUACAUGCGGAACCCAUCCUCUGCUGUACUGCCUCCAGGGGGCCCAGUGAAGGCCAUCAUCCCAGGCCCUGCCCCCCCAGGGUCUCCCACCCCACGAAGCCAUUCCCCUUCAAUGUCACAGUCAAGCUCUCAGCUCCGUAACAGUGUGUCUCCUGUGAACGUGACCUCGGAGGCUCCUCCUCAGGAGCCGAAGUCAGAAUCCGAAACCACCAACUGUACUGCAAUGACUGCUAUCUCCGAUUCAAAUCUGGACGGCCAACCGCCAUGUGAUGUAAGCCUCCAUUCGGCAGCACUGUUGCAGAUAGAAGAGGAGGAGGCGGUGGCUGCUGAUGCAGAACUAUAAAUAUGUCUUGUAUGUUCCCCCUCUUUUUAAAAAAAAGAAUAACCUUUGCCUCAUUAGAUGACACAGGAACACUGUAGUGUUGGUAGGACCUGUAUUUUUGUUGUUUAUUUAUAAGGUGAUUAUGUGUGUGAGGAAGUGAAGUACUUGCCUUUUGAAUUCGGCACCCUAAAAGCACAAGCAGAAAACAACCCCCAAGAACUUAAAAAAGUACUUUUAAGGCUGAUGAUGAUCUAGUUUGACCCUUUAGUGGUGUUUUGAAGAGGGUAUUUUAUUUUAUUUUUUUUAAGUUCUUAAACAUUAUUUGAAAUAGUUAAUAUAAAUAUGUAAUUGUGUUUACUGUUUACUGUAAUGUAUUCUAAGUUAAUGUGGAACCAUAUGAAAAAUUUCACUUAAAUCCACCCAUAAAUUUGCUUUUUUGUGGUUUUCUUUACACAGAAAUAAUCCAAUUGAAAAAUAAUUUUGCUUAUGUCAUAUUUUAUUUGCUUGAGGAGGGCAUUCUAUUUUCUUUACAAGGACUGUUGUUGCUAAGCAAAUAUCAGUAGAAAGCUGCUUAUUUUCAAUAAUAAAAAAUAACCAUGGUUUGUACACCAGGAAUUUUCUGCAGAAACUAGUGAGAUUUUCUGUUCAGUUGCCUUUGUAAAUAAAAUUGGUGAUGCAUUUAA